Chironomus riparius is the source of this 1140-nucleotide messenger RNA. Lineage: Eukaryota; Metazoa; Arthropoda; Insecta; Diptera; Chironomidae. The record is from the annotation of a GenBank genome assembly.
AAAUUCAUCGACUAGAAGCCAUAAAAAGAUAUUCCAUAAUAUCGAAGUUCAGCUGCAACAUGAUGUAUCAAACACAACAAACACGAUCGAGGAUAUAACAAUAGAGAGAAGAAGGAGCAAAGAGAAUUCAAGAGGGAGGGUUGGCCUUUCGAUUCUUUCAUUUUUUUAUAUUGUAUAGGCUGAAUGAGGGUUUCAUCGAGGACAAAAAAAGAAGAAAUAGAAUUUCGUGCCACAUACACACAACAACAAUGAUAUUGUAGAGAAAGGGCACAGUGAGGGAAGAAACCUUAAAAUAAGGGAUGCAAGAACAGAUUCUCAUUCAGUUUGCAACAAAAUAUCAAAGUGAAAGGAAGCUUCAAAAUAUUUUUAAUUUUGAGAAAAUUUUUAUUUUUUUUUUUUGUGAAAAUAAUUUAAUUUGUGGAUUACAAAAAUGACAGCAAAAGCAGCACAACCACCUCAAACAUAUUCAAGAACAAUCUUCAGACCUUGGGAUACAAAGGCUGAAAAAUCACAAAGUGCUAAUAUGGAUAAUAAUGCUCAAGUGCCAAUAGAAGUGAAAGAAGAACAGUUUAAUCGAGCUAUGCUUAUGAACUCGCUAGUGAAUCCAAUGAUACCUGACUACCUUUACAUGCCACCAACACCUCCUGCAGAAUAUUUGCCAUUAACACCAUUUGAUGCUUAUUCAAUGAGCUUUAUGGAACAGGAAUAUGCUCGAGUAAUGGCUGAAGAAGCUCGUGCAAAAAUGAUGAGCACAAAGAAGCAACGACCUAAGAAAUUCAAAUGCCCACAUUGUGAUGUUGCUAGAUUCUCAAAUAAUGGACAAUUAAAGUCACACAUCAGAACACAUACUGGAGAACGUCCAUUCAAAUGUGACACAUGCGAUAAAACAUUUACAAGAAACGAGGAACUUACAAGACAUAAGAGAAUCCACACAGGAUUACGUCCAUUUUCAUGUCCAACAUGCCAAAAAAAAUUCGGCCGUCGCGACCAUUUGAAAAAGCAUAUGAAGACACAUAUGGCAUCAGAGAGAUACAGCACCGUCUUACUUCCUGUCUAUCCUUAUGUUUAUGGAUAUUAAGAAUUAGUUUUAGUAAAUUAAGAAAUUUUGUACAAAAUAAUUAAUUAAGUUAACAAGUUGAG